AUGCAGCAGCGGGUACUGGAGGUCCUCUGCUCCACACUGCUGCUUCUUGCUGUGGUGCCCUCUGUGUACUCGCAGUCAGAUUGUUCUCAAGCAGAGUCAUGUGACCUGUGCGUUGGAUACUCCAUGCUCAACCUGACAGGCUGUGUCUGGAGGCUUUGUCCAGAUGGUAACGACACAGGCAUGUGUGUGACUGAUGACGGCAGCUCAGUAGACAACACCAUGAACUGCAGCUGGACUAGAGUGUCUGAGCUGUGCACAGUUGUGGAGACUGUAGCUGAGGGACGAGGCGAGGGUGACACAGGUGAUGGAGGCAGCACCAACACACCCCCACAGUUCUCCCAGGCCAAGUUUGACAUGUCCAGUUUCAUUGGAGGCAUCAUACUGGUUCUGUGCGUGCAGGCGGGCGGCUUCUUUGCCAUGCGCUUCCUCAAGUCCAAAGAGCAGAGCAGCUAUGACCCAAUCACCUCCUGGUGGCAAGACUGCUCAACAGCAGCCAGUAAACAAAGAGAUCCACCUUUAACAUCCCUGUAG
Molecule: messenger RNA, 531 nt
Organism: Chelmon rostratus (copperband butterflyfish)
Lineage: Eukaryota; Metazoa; Chordata; Actinopteri; Chaetodontiformes; Chaetodontidae
Gene: cd164l2
Product: CD164 sialomucin-like 2
Exons: 6
Coding region: 1-531 (176 amino acids)
Cellular component (GO): cytoplasmic vesicle
Source: RefSeq, a predicted model, not a curated record